This is a messenger RNA of Paraglomus brasilianum, 372 nucleotides long. Lineage: Eukaryota; Fungi; Glomeromycota; Glomeromycetes; Paraglomerales; Paraglomeraceae. The record is from the annotation of a GenBank genome assembly.
AUGUUAGAAUUAGUAUGGGCAAAUAGUGAGAGCUCUACUUCAAAAAGUCGACGUCUUAACAAUAAGGAAAAAGUUACUGUUAAAGGUAAUAAACCUGAUUUUAAAAUUUCAACCAAUACUAAAGAUGAAGUUCUCUUCAGAGAAGUUAAACCAAGGGACUCGUCUUCUGUAUUGGUCAAAAAAGAUCUAGUCAAACUUGCUGAGUUUCAGGCAGGUGAGCAUAUUCACGUCUACAAGAUGGACCUUAAUUAUGAAGGAAUAUACAGGAUGAUCUUGGUUGCAGAUGUAUGUGUCCCAAUUGAACGGGAAAAAAUUGUAGGCUUGCUAUCAGUUUUGGAAGUGGUUAAGAUUAUAGCUGUUUACUACAUUUGA